AAUUAAAUAAUAUUUCGAAUUCACCUAUUAAAAAUAGUGCCUUUUUUACCAAAAAAAAACCCAAAGACCGAGCCACCUUACCUCACAAAAUCUUUCAUAAUUUCGAAUGUUAUAAUUUAGGGCACUCAUUUAAUUGUACAUGCCGAACGAAGCGAUUGUGUACUCAGGACCCUACGAAGUGGGACGCCUUCGUCGCCGGCGGGAUCGACGGGUGGAGGAGUAUCUCUUCAGGCGCUCCAUUCGCACCAGCAACCCGCCGCUCGAGGUCACCAUGUGCCGCAUCACCAAGCUGGUGGCCUACUUCAUCGUCUUCUGCGUGCUGCUGGCGGCCUUCACGGGCGGAAUGGCCGUGCUGGUGAUGGCAUUCAACAUACCGCCGGAUAGGCCCGGAUUUAGCAAGUUUCCCGGGUUGUGCAUCCAGCCCGGAAAGUAUGUGGGCGACCAGAAGCAAAUAGUGUGGAGCAUACACAACGAGAAGGAGCUGGGAGCCAUUCGGCGGCAGCUGUCGCGCAUCGUGGAAGGGUAUGGCCUUGAGGGGCCCAAACGCAUGUUGGCCUGCAACCUGGACGACAGCUGGGGCUACGCCACCGGUAAGCCCUGCGUCCUGAUGAAGCUCACCCAGGCGCUGGACUUUGAGGCAAUCACCUACAAUGACGCCAUGACCCUGCCCGAGGAUGCUCCCGAUGAACUGUACGACUACGUGGUGGAUCUGGGCAUGGAGGCGCGAGUAAAUCGCAUCUGGGUGACCUGCCAGGUGAAGAAGGAAGAUGGACUGGAUGUUAAGAUCGACUAUGUGCCGGAUCGCUACUUCGAUGCGGAAGCCUUGUUCACCAAGGGCAAUGUCUUUCUGAACGACUCCUCGGAGGACGAGGGCGGCACUUACUUUGAGGAUCCCAGCCUGAGGCGCCUCAUCGGGGUCCAGUUCAGCAACAUACCGCCCAACAGGGACAUCGUAGUUCGCUGCCAGGUGUGGGCCAAAAACAUCCCACUCUAUAUGGGCACGGCCAGACUGAUGUUGCGACUGACGGCGCCCUUGCAGUCCACCACACCAUUGUUACUGGACGAGUGGUACGACUGAGGCCUGUUGCCCUUAUAAAUGUCUCACUUGAUCUUAAGAAUAUUUAAUUUGAUUUAUUUAACUGUGUAGAUUGUAUAAAGACAAUCAAAUGCCAUCUUUGCAUGCAAAAAUACAAAUAAAUCGACGAUC
Molecule: messenger RNA, 1207 nt
Organism: Drosophila gunungcola (fruit fly)
Lineage: Eukaryota; Metazoa; Arthropoda; Insecta; Diptera; Drosophilidae
Product: sodium/potassium-transporting ATPase subunit beta-1
Exons: 1
Coding region: 140-1078 (312 amino acids)
Biological process (GO): intracellular sodium ion homeostasis; potassium ion import across plasma membrane; sodium ion export across plasma membrane
Cellular component (GO): sodium:potassium-exchanging ATPase complex
Molecular function (GO): ATPase activator activity
Source: RefSeq, a predicted model, not a curated record